CGAAAAUCGUAAACGCCUAUACGCGUAUACGGCCUUAAAGUAACUAUAGGCGCGUAUAUAACAGGGCCGCAACUGAAUAAAUGAAAUAAAAAAAGCGGGUUCAAUACCGUCGUCCAAUCGUUUAGGAUUUACAUCUACUUAUCAGUCCCAACGAAAUUCAUAUCGUGUGCCAUAAAUCGUCCAUCAGAUCCAGAAAAUAUAAAAAUGACUGAUAUUGCAUUAAAUCGAUUGAAAAUUGAACGUAGUGAAUGGAGGAAAAAUCAUCCAUUUGGUUUUGUUGCUAGACCAUUGAAAAAUCUAGAUGGUUCAUGGAACUACAAGGUUUGGACAUGUCGUAUACCUGGUUUGAGUAACACUUUUUGGGGAAAUGGUUGGUACUAUUUAUUCAUGACAUUCUCGGAUGAUUAUCCAUUUAGUCCACCAACCUGCCGAUUUUUUCCCAAGAUUUUCCACCCUAAUGUGUGCAGGCAUUGUGGUACCGUGCGCACACCAGUGUUGAAUAUUCAUUGGAAUCCAGGCUUCACCAUCCGGCAAAUACUACUUGUAAUACAAUCGCUAUUAUGUGUGCCAGACAACAUGGAUAUUGCUAAUGAUCUAGCAUAUUUUCUCUACCGUGUACGUGAUUGUACUGACUACCAGAGACUUGUCCAGUGGCAAGUCACGAGAAUGUCUUCAUAGGUAUAGGUUAGAAUAAGUAUAGUUGACAGAGAGAAGAUGAUGAAUUUCUUUGAUUGCCCUAUAAAAUUGUAACAAUUGUGAAUAAGUAUUACACUUGUGUUAAUCAGUAAGAAAAAAAUAUCCGGUGUAUUAUAUUAAAAAUUAAACA
Molecule: messenger RNA, 826 nt
Organism: Metopolophium dirhodum (rose-grain aphid)
Lineage: Eukaryota; Metazoa; Arthropoda; Insecta; Hemiptera; Aphididae
Product: SUMO-conjugating enzyme UBC9-A-like
Exons: 7
Coding region: 205-678 (157 amino acids)
Biological process (GO): protein sumoylation
Cellular component (GO): nucleus
Molecular function (GO): SUMO conjugating enzyme activity
Source: RefSeq, a predicted model, not a curated record